Molecule: messenger RNA, 680 nt
Organism: Nematocida parisii ERTm1
Lineage: Eukaryota; Fungi; Microsporidia
Exons: 1
Coding region: 1-645 (214 amino acids)
Molecular function (GO): protein heterodimerization activity
Source: RefSeq, a predicted model, not a curated record
AUGUAUGUGCGAAUGCACACCAAUUCUGUCCAACAAUGCAAUUCCGCUUACUUUUUCAAACAUAAAAAAUUGAAGAGAAUGGAAAGUAUAAGAAGCAUUACAGAAGCAGUAAUUUCCACUAUUUUAAAAAACGAAGGGUUUACUGCAGUAGACAACAAAGCACUUGAUCUGUUCACUACAUCCAUCCUUAAUUAUACGGUAUACACAAGUGCCUGGUUAAAGAAGCAGUGCGAACUAAGCAGAAGAACUUCUCCUACACUAGUAGAUGCAUCCUGCCUCAUGCAGGAAAUAAACACAACUGCGAAACAACACGAUAAAUCCUCUCUAGUGGAAAUACUAGACAAAUUCAACAGCGACCCCCUUGCACAGCUAGAGAUAGAAGAGGAAGUAUCCUCAGAUACCGAUCACGAAUUUAUAAGUGAAGCCUGCGCACAAGUAGAGUACCCACAGAACUACUAUGAUUUCCUGCCUAAACUGCCACCUGCACAUACGUUUAAAAACAGUGCAAUAAAGCGUAAAAUAACUGAUGACAGAGCCCAGAAAGCUAGGAUUAGAAAUGAACAGAUAAAACAAGUCGUAGAAAACCUUUUUAGUAUAAUGGUAAAAAACAAGAAAUCCCCUGGCUAUGCGAAUUAUCUGAUGUAAAUUAAAUCCUGCAUAACCAGCAAGAAAUUAAAAUA